Molecule: messenger RNA, 2603 nt
Organism: Oreochromis niloticus (Nile tilapia)
Lineage: Eukaryota; Metazoa; Chordata; Actinopteri; Cichliformes; Cichlidae
Gene: fgf3
Product: fibroblast growth factor 3
Molecular function (GO): growth factor activity
Source: RefSeq, a predicted model, not a curated record
GGCUUUUCAGCUGCAGAGACGAGGAUUCCACCUCGGAGGCGGGUGUGCUGUCAGAGCUGCCUGUGGUGCUCGGAUGCGCGCAGGGCUGAAGCUCUUCGGCUGUGUUAAGGCCCCUUAAAUCACUUUAAUGGGACCCCGAGUGUUGGGCAGGAAUUCUGCUGUUUUUUGCUACAGUUGUCGCUUCCCGGCCAUGCCACAAUGCUGGUGAUAGCUCUGCUGCUGUUGCUGAGCCUGUGGGAACCAGUUAGUCCACGGCCCCGCUGCGCUUCGGGCCAGGCUUGCGACCCCCGGCAUCGGAGAGACGCCGGGGGCGGAGGAGUGUAUGAACACCUCGGAGGAGCGCCGAGACGCAGGAAACUUUACUGCGCUACUAAAUAUCAUCUGCAGAUCCAUCCUAACGGCAAAAUAGAUGGCUCGCUGGAUGAAAACAACCCGCUCAGCAUCAUGGAAAUCACAGCAGUGGACGUUGGUGUUGUGGCCAUAAAGGGGCUCUUCUCUGGGAGAUAUCUGGCCAUGAAUGAUAAAGGACGGCUGUAUGCAUCGGAAGUGUUCAACAAAGAGUGUGAGUUUGUGGAGCGAAUCCAUGAGCUGGGGUACAACACCUACGCCUCCCGCCACCACUCCACAGAGCAGACUGCUCCACCGGGAGGUGGCGGCAGCAGCAAGCGCCGGGCCAGCGCCAAGAGACAGUGGUACGUUUCCAUCAACGGCAAAGGGCGGCCACGGCGAGGCUUUAAAACCCGAAGCACGGACAAAGCCUCGCUCUUUCUGCCUAGGGUGCUGGGUAACAAAGACCAUGAGAUGGUGAAGCGGCUGAGGGAGAGUCCGGGGCCACAUCACCAUGCGCAUCACCACAGCCGCCGUGCUGAGCGCCGGAGACGCCGACAUCGCGCUGGGAAAGGCCGGGCCUGACAGCCACACGUGUCGGCAGACAGUUGGAGGACAGUCUGUGAUUUGCCUAAAUAUGGACCUUGAUCCUGCCACAUACUGUAGCUUGACAGCAAUGGAGGAUGUGAAUGAAUGAUUUGCAUUCUUUCUCUGGAUCAGUGGAAGUUUUUGUUCACAGAAGACUUGAAGCGCUGGGGCUCAGACUAAAUGCUCCAGUUUGAGGAGACAUUCACUCGCACACCCCCAGCCUUAGAAUUAGCUGUUUGCUGACUCCAUGCGUCUUCAAACUGCUACCAUCUUGUAAGCAAAGGUGUUCGUAAUUUCACCAUCAACUUUACACAGAAGAAAAACCUUUGAAAUGUGGUUGUGUUUUUGUAAAUACUAUUGGCAUGUACAGCAGCUUUAGAGCUUUUCAUUUAUCAAAAGCUGACAUAACAAAGAGAAUAUCAUAUUUUGCUAUGUUGAAGCGCUACCAAACAAAAAGUACACCGAAGAGCAGACAUCACAGAGAGAGGCACUUUUUCACAGUAUGAAGCAAAGAUCAAAUCAGACUAACUGUGCUCACUAGCUGUAUGGCGUUCUUACAAUGUGAUGGUCUACUGUUUAGAAAGUGAAAUAUUUUACUAAUGCUAUGGAUAUUUAUUUGGUUCCUGUGUUGUAAGUUAUUGAUUUAACUAUUUCAGCAUUAUAGCCAUUGUGCUGUUGUUUCUUAGUGUCCACUCACAGACUGAUUCCAACAUAAAACACAAGGGUACCGAUCCAGUACUUCUAGCAUCUCUUCAUCAGAAAUGUCUCUGAGAAAUGUGUCUUUACACACCUGAGUCUGAUGCAGCUGAUGAAGCUGUGGACACCAUGCAAAUGUUUUGGGUUUAUUUUUAGUUUUUUAUCUCUUCAAAAAUUUUAUUUAUAUAAGAUGUCCUAUUUUUAUAUGUGGAAAACCUAAAAAGCAAAUGUUCGGUUUUAUUGGCCACAGAUCUUUGAAGGCAGCAAUGUGUGAAAUGCACAGCAGGAACUUUAGUUUCUGACAAGUGGUGUAAAACAGCAGGAUAUUUGCCCAGACCCAAGUACCUAACAUUGUUUUGGGGGAUUCUCUUUGAAAUUGAAGCUCGGAUUUGCAUUUCAUUUUUAGCUGUACACACGGCAAUCUGUCCGUCCCUCUCUCCCAGCUGCAGUCUCCGCACGCUGCCGUAACAGGAACAAGUACAACGACUAUGAUCGGUGCAAAUUUUUAUUAAAAGGACUUUUUUAGAUUUUCAGGUUUUAUCACACUUGACUCGCAUCUGUCGGUAGCUACAUAUAAAGCCUUGUCAUUCUAUACCUGUAGGCACGGAAGGUUUCCUGGCCAGGACAAUACCUCCUCCCAGGGGGCCUAGGAAGCAAUGCCGCCUGAGACAUUUAGCCUUUUUUUUAAAGACCAAAAGCUGCAUAGCUGAUAAGCAAGGCUGGCCCUUCUCAGAGCAGAAACUGUGUCAUAGAAAGUGCAACACCUUGCUAUGGUUUGUCAUAAAUGUGAAACUCUAACAUUACUCAUCAGGAACGUUGGGCUUCAGUGAGGUCAGGACCUAUUGUGGCCCCUGCCCCUCCCUGAAUGCUACUUUUAACAAAAGUUAUCUCCUAAAUCUCCUCUGAUGUGUCCUUUCCAUCCAUGUAAAUCUACUAAACUUUAUCAGACAGCCUACAACAGUUGUGUUUAUUUGCAACGUCUACUGGCCUGA